AUGCAGGACGAGCUGGACCAAUGGACGCUGCCGCGCGGGUAUAGUAUGCGAAUCGCCGGCGCGAAGGUAACGGGCAAGCGCAAGGUGCGGUGGGUGUGUUUCCGGGGCGGCGAGGCCCGGCACCACCGGGCGCCCGUGGACGAGGCGGUGGUGCGACAGGCCAAGGCGGAAGGGCGGCGCAAGCCGACGACGGACCGCGCCAGCAAGAAGUGCGGCUGCCUGUUCAAGUUCGAGGUCAUCGAAACGGUCAAGGACAGCGACGUUUGGGUGCUGCACUACCCCAACGAGGAGCAUAAGGUGCAUAAUCAUGGGCCGUCGGACACCACGAGUGACCCCCGCGCCCGGAAGCUGCCGGCCUACAUGUCGGCCGAGGUAGAUCGGUGGCUGCGGGACGGGUGGCUUGUGAGUAAAAUCCAGGAGGAGCUGCGCGGGAGGGGGUUUACAAAUGUGUUGAAUACCGAUCUGUACAAUCGGAAGCGGUUGUUGAAAAAAGAGGGCGGCCCCGGAGAGGAGGGGGGGUAA
Chaetomium globosum CBS 148.51 is the source of this 522-nucleotide messenger RNA. RefSeq lists its product as uncharacterized. The coding region runs from base 1 to 522 and encodes 173 amino acids. The record is from RefSeq and is a predicted model, not a curated record. NCBI's taxonomy places the organism in Eukaryota, Fungi, Ascomycota, Sordariomycetes, Sordariales, Chaetomiaceae. The transcript has a single exon.